Aspergillus welwitschiae is the source of this 270-nucleotide messenger RNA. The record is from RefSeq and is a predicted model, not a curated record. Lineage: Eukaryota; Fungi; Ascomycota; Eurotiomycetes; Eurotiales; Aspergillaceae.
GUUGGGUGGGUGACCACCAGCGAAUCCCUUCUGUUGUAUGUUUUUCAUCUUCUAUGAUUUUUUUGUUGUUUAUGUCUAUAUGAUUUGUCUUGUUUGUGUCGUAGGCUUCUUUGAAGCGCUUGUUGAGAUGUUUGUCUCACUUUCUUGGGGUGGUUUAAGUCAAUGUAUUAGCAGAGAUAAAGCAUCUAGCGAUAUACAUGUCCCCAUACCUUAUGGGGCCGUAGUCUCUCGGUUGUGACUUGAUUAUAUUUCCUCGAGCGGUUCACAGCU